AUGGAUGCACCAGGUCACGGUGAUGACGGGAGACCAUUCCAUCUCGUGACUCCCGUGCUGGAGAGCAUGGCUCUUUCACGUGCUGCUGGCACCCAGGUCUACAUGAAACUGGAGAAUGUCCAGCCUGCUGGUUCCUUCAAGAUCCGAGGGAUUGGCUACUUUUGCCAACAGGUCGUCAAGGAGGGCUGCCAACAUCUGGUUUGCUCCUCAGGUGGCAAUGCCGGUCUUGCUGCAGCACAUGCAGCUGGAAAACUAGGAAUCCCAGCCACCAUCGUCGUACCUGGAAGUGCAACGCAGGUGACAGUCAAGAAGUUGGAGCAGAUGGGAGCAGACGUGGAGGUCUUUGGGAAGGUGUGGGAUGAUGCCAAUGACAGAGCGAUGGUGCUAGCCAAGGCAGAUGGCUGGGUCAACAUCCACCCUUUCGACCACCCCUUAGUAUGGAAGGGACAUAGCAGCAUUGUCAAAGAGCUGAAGGACUUCCUGGGUGCCAAGCCAGGCGCCAUUGUGCUCUCCGUGGGAGGAGGUGGACUGCUGUGUGGGGUGGUGUCUGGUCUGCAGGAAGUGGGCUGGCUGGAUGUGCCCGUCGUUGCCGUGGAGACGAGAGGGGCGGACAGUCUCAAUGCAGCCAUCCGUGCUGGGCAUCUUGUCACGCUGCCUGACAUAACCAGUGUGGCGAAGUGCCUCGGUGCUAAGACAGUGGCGCAGAGGGCCUUGGAUUGCACCAAGGAGUGGCCGGUCAUCUCUCAUGUCCUGGAUGAUGUGGAGGCACUGAAAGCUGUGGAGCAAUUCCUGGAUGACGAGCGCAUGUUGGUGGAGCCGGCCUGCGGGGCUUCCCUGGCCUUCCUCUACUCUGGCUAUGUUCAGCAGCUGCAGGAGGAAGGCCGGCUGAGCCGCCAACUGGACUCCAUCGUUGUCAUCGUCUGUGGCGGAAGCAGCAUCCAGAUGGAGGGACUUCGGGCCAUGAAGAGCCAGCUGGGGAUGAAGUGA
Messenger RNA from Varanus komodoensis (Komodo dragon), 987 nucleotides. It is a transcript of the gene SDSL, whose product is annotated as serine dehydratase like. The coding region runs from base 1 to 987 and encodes 328 amino acids. The transcript has 7 exons. Lineage: Eukaryota; Metazoa; Chordata; Lepidosauria; Squamata; Varanidae. Gene Ontology annotation, biological process: L-serine catabolic process; L-threonine catabolic process. Gene Ontology annotation, molecular function: L-serine ammonia-lyase activity; threonine deaminase activity. The record is from RefSeq and is a predicted model, not a curated record.